This is a messenger RNA of Aphanomyces invadans, 1436 nucleotides long. RefSeq lists its product as hypothetical. The transcript has 5 exons. NCBI's taxonomy places the organism in Eukaryota, Oomycota, Saprolegniomycetes, Saprolegniales, Verrucalvaceae. The record is from RefSeq and is a predicted model, not a curated record. The coding region runs from base 73 to 729 and encodes 218 amino acids.
GACCAACAUUCCAACAUUGUUUUACUGUUGUCGUCAGGCAUUCCAACUGUCGUCAACACGAUCGUCAUCGUCAUGGGAGGAGACCAGAGCAAGGCGGCGCAACCACAGCGAGCCCCCUCCGCGUAUUCCCAAGCAAAAGCUCCCCAAAGCACCUUCCAAGCUAUCCCAGAUACGCACGAAACGUAUGAACAACUGCAAGGAGCCCUUCGUCAUGCCGGGCUCGAGUCGUCGAACCUCAUCCUUGCCAUCGACUACACAAAGUCCAACACGUGGACCGGCCAACGUUCAUUCCAAGGCAAGUGUUUACAUCACAUCGACCCAGCCAGACAAGUGUGGAAUCCCUACCAGUCUGUCAUCCACAUCCUUGGACGCACGCUGGAAGCCUUUGAUGACGACAAAUUGAUUCCUGCGUUCGGGUUUGGCGAUGCCACCACCGGGGGGCGGGCCUGUUUCCCGCUUCUUCCGAACGGUGACGUUUGCGUCGGGUUCAAUCAAGUGCUGGAGCGCUACAACCAGAUUACACCAGGCCUUGCCUUGUCGGGUCCGACAAACUUUGCUCCAGUCAUCCACGAAGCCAUUCGAAUCUGCCAAGCCGAGCGCUCGUACCACAUCUUGGUCAUUGUGGCAGAUGGACAAGUCACGAGCGAGAAGGAAACUAUCGACGCGAUCGUGGCGGCAUCCAACUUUCCGCUGUGUAAGAUGUCGUGCAUGAGAUGGACGCUCAUGUGACGCUGCUGUAGCCAUCAUAAUGGUGGGUGUGGGCGACGGGCCAUGGGUACGCGCGCGUUCUCUAAAGGUCGCCUCGUUUUCUGACCUUGACGGACCAGGACAUGAUGCAACGCUUCGACGACCAGCUGCCCACCCGCCGCUUUGACAACUUUCAGUUUGUCGAAUACGACCGCAUGCUCCGAUUCAACCGUGCGAAUCCGGAAGUCGGGUUUGCCACGGCUGCCCUCAUGGAAAUCCCAGAGCAGUACAAGAUCAUUCGAAAGCUGGGCUUGCUGUAACUCGACCGCCACCGCCACCUAAAAUCCAAACGACAAGUGUUCACUUGGUCGAGCUGUCGUCGUCCCAACCAGUAUUCGUCCCGACAUGACAUGCCAGCCACUGGCCCCGCUUCACUCGUGCAAACUCCUUCACAAAACCAAGCUGAAGUGCUGAGUCGCCCACCGCUCGAUGGGGGCUUCUACGUCUCCAACGCUGCCUCGUCUCGAGCGAACGAUCUCUUGUGCAAUAUGCCACACACGAUGCGGCAGGCAGACGUACACGAAGUUGACCUCGAACGCAGAAGCGCUGGGAUAAAAUUCAGAAGGAACCAGUUGAUGGCAGCGUCGAGAGCGGCGCCGCUGGGAGAGCGAGCGGUAGUUUCCACCAAGUGCAUGUGCUCCAGAAUGAUGUCCUUGCAUGUCAUUCACCUUGGUGAUGUUUCAUGCGAU